Molecule: messenger RNA, 969 nt
Organism: Malus domestica (apple)
Lineage: Eukaryota; Viridiplantae; Streptophyta; Magnoliopsida; Rosales; Rosaceae
Product: FH protein interacting protein FIP2-like
Biological process (GO): protein homooligomerization
Molecular function (GO): protein binding
Source: RefSeq, a predicted model, not a curated record
CAUAAAAACACAAUGCUAUAGAGAUUUCAAAGUUACAUGAUCGGUCAUCAGCGUAUCAAAAAGUUAUAUGAUCGGAAAGUUUCAAGGCAAUGGCGAAGGACCUUAACAUCUUUUCUACAGUUUAUCUCAAGAUCGGAGUGAGGGAGUUUUGUACAACGGUUGAUACUCUAACUCGGCGUGAGCCUAAUUCAAUGCUUGCUGCAAUGUUUAGUGGACGUCAUGUUGUCCAUCAGGACCCGGAAACGGGAUUUGUUUUCAUCGACAGGGAUGGCAAACAUUUUCGGCACAUCCUUAACUGGUUAAGGGAUGGAGUUGUUCCCUCGCCGGAAGAAUUUUCCAAAUAUUCGGAACUUGUAAGAGAGGCGGAGUAUUAUCAACUACUUGGUCUAAGAGAUAUAAUACAGGCUUUUCUAAACAUGAGGAAGGAUGAUGAUCAAAACACUGAAAAGUUGGGUGCAGAACUAACGCGCAUUGAUAUCAUCAAAUCAUGUAUAAAAUCAAAUGAGAGAAUCCGGCUUCGAGGCGUUAACCUCUCCGGCCUUAACCUUUCGAACUUGGACUUGACAAACAUUGACUUCAGUUAUGCAUGUCUGAGAAAUGUGUGUUUCAAGGGUUGUGAUCUUCGAGGUUCAAACUUUAAUCACGCGGAUGCUGAGGGUGCCAUCUUUCAACAUGCUAGUCUGCAAAGUUCUGAAUUUAUUGGGGCGAAUCUCCGCAACGCUUUAUUUGUUGGUGCUAACCUUUACAACGCAAAUUUGAUAUCUGCAGAGCUCCAUGGUGCUGAUCUUACAAAUGCAAAUUUAGAGGCGGCCAGUCUGGAUAAGGCAUACUUGAUGAGUCUUUAGAUGAUGUCCAAUACAUAUUUUAAGGAUGCAAAUCUUGAAGGUGCUUGUGGAGAAGAUGUGAAUUGGCAACAUUCCGAGAGUGCACAAUUUUCUGGUGUUAUUCAUUGACGGGUUUAAAUUUUCU